Molecule: messenger RNA, 2002 nt
Organism: Lonchura striata (white-rumped munia)
Lineage: Eukaryota; Metazoa; Chordata; Aves; Passeriformes; Estrildidae
Gene: SLC17A8
Product: solute carrier family 17 member 8
Biological process (GO): regulation of synapse structure or activity; neurotransmitter loading into synaptic vesicle; synaptic transmission, glutamatergic
Cellular component (GO): excitatory synapse; synaptic vesicle membrane
Molecular function (GO): neurotransmitter transmembrane transporter activity; L-glutamate transmembrane transporter activity
Source: RefSeq, a predicted model, not a curated record
UCCUUUCUUGAGCAACUGGUUGUUGCUGCAGAGGUCACGGAAGGGACUGGUGGAGGCUCCCGGCUCUGGCAUUGGGAAAUAUGACAGCAGAAGUGAAUACUCGUUAACAUAAGGGAUUUACUGAAGAAGAAAGACAAAAUGCCUUUCAAAGGGCUUGGUUCACUGAAAGAAAGAUUUUUUAACCCAGGAAAAGAAGAGGUGAAGAACACCAUUAGUGACUCGCUGGGGAAUCUGAGAAGGAAGAUCGAUGGCAGCAAUGUGGAGGAGGAGCCCCUGGAGCUGACGGCGGAGGGGCGGCCGGUGGCGGCGAGCGGGCGCCGGCCCGCGCGGUGCGAGUGCUACUGCUGCGGCCUGCCCAAGCGCUACAUCAUCGCCAUCAUGAGCGGCCUGGGCUUCUGCAUCUCCUUCGGCAUCAGGUGCAACCUGGGCGUGGCCAUCGUGGAGAUGGUCAACAACAACACUGUCUAUGUCGAUGGAAAGCCAGAGCUGCGGACAGCCCAAUUCAACUGGGAUCCAGAGACUGUAGGACUCAUUCAUGGCUCUUUUUUCUGGGGUUACAUUGUGACACAAAUUCCAGGAGGGUUCAUCUCAAACAAAUUGGCUGCUAACAGGGUAUUUGGUGCAGCUAUCUUUCUAACAUCUACACUGAACAUGAUCAUCCCUUCUGCAGCAAGAGUGCAUUAUGGCUGUGUGAUGUUUGUAAGAAUUCUUCAAGGUUUGGUGGAGGGUGUCACGUACCCAGCCUGCCACGGGAUGUGGAGUAAGUGGGCCCCGCCACUGGAGAGAAGCAGGUUGGCUACCACUUCAUUCUGUGGGUCUUAUGCAGGUGCGGUGGUGGCCAUGCCUCUGGCAGGUGUGCUGGUACAGUACAUAGGAUGGUCAUCAGUCUUUUAUAUUUAUGGAAUGUUUGGGAUUGUUUGGUAUGUGUUUUGGCUGCUUCAUGCCUAUGAGAGCCCUGCUGCGCAUCCAACAAUAACCAAUGAAGAAAAGAUAUAUAUAGAAACAAGUAUAGGAGAAGGAGCCAGCCUAGCUAAUGCAAGUAAAUUUAGUACUCCCUGGAGGAGAUUUUUCACUUCAAUGCCAGUUUAUGCAAUCAUUGUGGCAAACUUCUGCAGAAGCUGGACUUUCUAUUUGCUCCUUAUAAGUCAGCCUGCUUACUUUGAAGAAGUCUUUGGAUUUGCAAUAAGCAAGGUUGGCCUUUUGUCAGCAGUUCCUCACAUGGUCAUGACAAUCAUUGUGCCCAUCGGAGGGCAACUAGCUGACUUCUUACGGAGCAGGAAGAUCUUAACUACUACCACUGUAAGGAAGGUCAUGAACUGUGGAGGCUUUGGGAUGGAAGCAACCUUACUUUUGGUGGUUGGUUAUUCUCACACAAAAGGUGUGGCUAUUUCCUUUCUGGUGUUAGCAGUAGGCUUCAGCGGCUUUGCAAUUUCAGGCUUCAAUGUGAAUCACCUGGACAUAGCCCCUCGUUAUGCCAGCAUUCUGAUGGGGAUCUCCAACGGCGUGGGGACACUAUCGGGAAUGGUGUGCCCACUCAUUGUUGGUGCAAUGACAAAACAUAAGACCCGUGAAGAAUGGCAGAACGUCUUUCUGAUUGCAGCCCUGGUGCAUUACAGUGGUGUGAUAUUCUACGCUAUCUUUGCUUCUGGGGAGAAGCAGGAAUGGGCUGACCCCGAAAACCUCAGUGAAGAGAAAUGUGGCAUAAUUGAUCAGGAUGAACUGGCUGAGGAAACAGAGAUGAACAAUGAAACUUUUGUAAGUCCAAAGAAAACGUAUGGUGCUACCAGUCAAAAUAGUGAAGUACAGAGAAGGGAAUGGAGGAAGCAAAAGCAAGUAACUCAAGACAUGGAGGAACAGACUUCUUACCAUUAUGAAAAUGGAAAUUUUCAAGAUUUGUCUUAAGACUUGGAACUGUAAGAUUUAUAUAGCAGCUACUCCCAUGACUCCUGCCUAGCUGCCCCAAAUCAUCUGGUAUUCACAUUUAUUGUCUUAUUCAAUUACA